This is a messenger RNA of Quercus robur (English oak), 993 nucleotides long. RefSeq lists its product as uncharacterized. NCBI's taxonomy places the organism in Eukaryota, Viridiplantae, Streptophyta, Magnoliopsida, Fagales, Fagaceae. The coding region runs from base 1 to 993 and encodes 330 amino acids. The transcript has a single exon. Gene Ontology annotation, molecular function: catalytic activity. The record is from RefSeq and is a predicted model, not a curated record.
AUGAGUCUUCUCAGUUGGAACUGCCGGGGGUUUGGGAACCUCCGGACAGUUAAAGCCUUGGAAAAGGCUAUUAAGAAGGAAGGUCCCAUUAUUGUCUUCUUGAUGGAGACAAAGUCCUGUGAGGAAUGGAUGGAGAAGGUUAAGAAUGAGUGUAAUAUGAAGCAAAGUUGGGUAGUGCCAAGCAAUGGACGGAGUGGGGGUUUAGCUUUAUUGUGGAAAGAUGAAAUAAAAAUUGAGCUCUUAACAUUUUCUUUGAACCACAUUGAUGUGUUAGUUUCUGAUGGUCGGGGGUUGGGUAGAUGGCAUUUGACUGGCUUCUAUGGCAAUCCUGAAACAGCUAGGCGACCUGAGUCUUGGGCGAAGUUAAAACAUUUGGAGGGGGUGGCAGCCCUUCCAUGGCUAGUUAUUGGGGAUUUUAAUGAGCUAACUAGCUUGUCUGAAAAAGAAGGAGGGGGUGGGCGACCUCAACAACAGAUGGAUAAUUUUAUUGAUGUUAUUAAUUUUUGUGAUCUAAAAGAUAUUGGUUUUGUAGGGCCCAGGUUUACUUGGAUUUAUCAAAAGGCAGAUGGUACUCAAAUUCGGGAACGAUUGGAUCGUGCUUUGGCUAUGGCGAAAUGGUUGGAAUUAUUUCUAGGUGCUAAACUGUACCAUCAGUCUACUUCGGCUUCUGAUCAUUCAAUGUUACUCCUUCGUAUGGUGGCUGGUUCCAAACGUAAGAGGGUGAAGCGAAGUUUUAAGUUUGAAUCUAUGUGGCUGAAGGAAUCCAGUUGUGAGGAAGUGGUGCGGUCUGCAUGGGAGGAAGGUGUAAUUGUAUCUUCGGAUUGGGAGCUGAAUAGUUGUCUGAAAAUUUGCCGUGAUAGAUUGGAGGGAUGGAACAAAGAUGUUUUCGGUCAUGUUGGAAGAAACAUAUCAGACUUGCAACGAAGACUUGAGUGGUUGGAAUCUCAACCUUCAAAUCCGGAGUUGAUUCAAGCAUUAAAAGAGCUGAAUUGA